This is a messenger RNA of Nelumbo nucifera (sacred lotus), 1013 nucleotides long. RefSeq lists its product as uncharacterized. Lineage: Eukaryota; Viridiplantae; Streptophyta; Magnoliopsida; Proteales; Nelumbonaceae. The record is from RefSeq and is a predicted model, not a curated record.
UAGAAUUAAGAAUUGCGAAGAAAACAAAAAACAUUUCCAUUAAAACAAUUAUUGUUCGCUUGCUUCCGGAUUCCAGUAUUGGAGAAAAAUCCCUUUUUUUUUCCAAAACAUCAAGGCGCUCAUCAAAACAAUUAUCUUCGACUCGUUUCUUUAUUUUUUAGGACCAAGCCUAGGGUUUUACGUUUUAGUAUUUUGUUAUUUCGAAAGAUGAGAGAUCAGGAUCAGCAAUCAAGGGUUUUUUACGAGCUCUGUGCUCUGAUUCUCAACAUCCUUAGAUCUGCUCCGUUUCCGUUCUCUCAUUCUUCUCCUUCCUCUGCCAUGGCGCCGGCAGCUUCGCCGACGACGGCGCAGGUCUCGCCAGCAAGUUUUGCUUCUCUUCUUCUCGGGGUUUCUAUUGCUUUGAUGCUUUGCGGCUCGGUUACAUUUUUUAUUGGAUUCAUAUUGAUGCCUUGGGUUCUAGGGCUACUGAUGGUUUUCAACCUAAUUGGGUUCGUAUCGAAUCUCUCGGGAUUGGGUCGAGCGAUUCUCUGUCCUGCCCCUUCAUCGUCCUCGUCAAGGAAGGAGAUGCCUGCGUGGAAUUGCUUGUGAACAUGAAGUAUGCUAAGUUGCCAACUGAAGAUGGGAAAUGGCUUCUGUUUCUAUGUGAUCCCGUCGGAGGAACCCCAGUAUGUAAAAAGUUACAUAUAUAUUCUCUCAUAUAUGCUUUGCCCUGAUCUUUGCAUCAAACACGCAAAAUUGAACUUCUCCAAGCUUCGUUGAACUUGAAUGUUGAUGCCAACGCAGUGAUGUUUCCAUUGUCGUGCAUUGCUUGCCGCUACAGCUACACUACUGUGAGGGAUUCCUAUUUCCUAGUAUAGUUCAUAACUUAAAUAAAAAAAAAAAAAAAUCUAUAAUAGGUUUUCUAGUUGUUCCCCUUUCUUAUGAAGAACAUUUGGAUCUUCACUGCAUUGAAACUCGUACAAACUUUUUUAUAAGCAAUAAAGUUGGAAACAGCAAACGUCACUCCUGUCCAA